AUGGAGACCUGGGCAGCCACGCUCACCCUGGGGAGGAAACGCGAAGGUGGAGGGCGAGGGGCAGAGCAGAGUCUGUCCCCAGCGCUGGCCUCCCACCAGAUCAAAGGUGAGACUGAGAAUCCAGACCCGGCCUGGCCAACUGGACGGUCGCACCAUGAGGUGGGUGGGAGCCCCCCGCAGCCUCCCUGGCAGGGGCGAGGAGUGGCAGCAGGUCCCCAGACCCUCACCACCCUCCUGUGCCCCCCCCCCCCCAGGCUGCUGAUCCUCCUGGGCCUGCUCUGGGGCUCGACAGCCGCCCCCGGGGGCACACAGUGGCCGCAGCCCGUGUUCGGGCGCCUGGCGUCGCCUGGCUUCCCGGGGAAGUACCCGGACGACCAGGAGCUGCGCUGGACCCUGACGGCGCCCCCGGGCUACCGCCUGCGCCUCUACUUCACCCACUUCCACCUGGAGCUCUCCUACCGCUGCGAGUACGACUUCGUCAAGCUGAGCUCGGGGACCGAGGUGCUGGCCACGCUGUGCGGCUGGGAGAGCACGGACACGGAGCAGGCCCCGGGGAACACCACCUUCUACUCGCCCGGCCCCAGCCUGAACGUCACCUUCCGCUCCGACUACUCCAACGAGAAGGCGUUCACGGGCUUCGAGGCCUUCUACGCAGCAGAGGGUGAGGGAGAGGCCGGGCUCGCUGACCCCUGGGUCCCCCUGGCAGGCCAGGCCUCCCUCCAGGCUCCCAGCCCCCGAGGCUGGACUCCUGGCAAACCAGUGCAGGGCCGCGACCCAGACCAGUGCGUGUGGCGGUCACGCCGCCAGCCCAGGCUCACGCCCUCUCCCCUCUUCCCAGCUCUGUGCUCAGGCCAGGUCUUCACCGAGCGGUCUGGGGUGAUCAGCAGCCCGGAAUACCCACAGCCGUACCCCAAACUCUCCAGCUGCACCUACAGCAUCCGCCUGGAGGAGGGGUUCAGUGUCAUCCUGGACUUCGUGGAGUCCUUCGACGUGGAGACGCACCCCGAAACCCAGUGCCCCUACGACUCCCUCAAGAUUCAGACAGACAAGAAGGAAUUCGGCCCAUUCUGUGGGAAGACAUUGCCCAGCAGGAUUGAAACUAAGAGCAACGCUGUGACCGUGACCUUUGUUACUGACCACUCGGGGGAACACACAGGCUGGAAGGUCCACUACACCAGCACAGCUCAGCCGUGCCCUGAUCCGGUGGCGCCACCUCAUGGCCACAUCGCACCUGUGCAAGCCACGUACAUCCUGAAAGACAGCUUCUCCGUGGUGUGCGCGGCUGGCUACGAGCUUCUGCGUGGUCAUUUGCCCCUGAGAUCAUUUACUGCCGUCUGUCAGAAGGAUGGAUCGUGGGACCAGCCGAUGCCAGAAUGCAGCAUUGUUGAGUGUGGCCCUCCUGAUGACCUGCCCAACGGCCGUGUGGAGUACCUCUCGGGUUCUGAGGUGACGACGUACAAAGCUGUGAUUCAGUACCGCUGCAAUGAGAUCUUCUACACCAUGGCAGGAGGUGAUGGUAAAUAUGUGUGUGAGGCUGAUGGAUUCUGGACGAGCUCCAAAGGAGAAAAAUCACUCCCAGUCUGUGAGCCUGUUUGUGGACUAUCAGCCCGUACGAUAGGAGGUCGUAUAUAUGGAGGGAAAAAUGCAAAGCUUGGUGAUUUUCCUUGGCAAGUCCUGUUAUUAUUAGGCGACACCACAGCAGCAGGUGCACUUUUGAAUGACAACUGGAUCCUAACGGCUGCUCAUGUCGUAUAUGAGCAAAAAGAUGAUGCCUCCUCCCUGAACAUUCGAAUGGGUGCCCUGAAGAGACUGUCGCCUCAGCACACACAAGCCUGGGCAGAGGCCAUUUUCAUCCAUGAGGGCUACAGGCAUGCUGCUGGUUUCGAUAACGACAUAGCGCUGAUUAAACUGCAGAACAAAGUUGCCAUCAACAGCAGCAUCAUGCCUAUCUGCUUGCCGGGAGAAGCAGCUGAAUCCUUCAUGAGGACAGAUGACAUUGGAACUGUAUCCGGAUGGGGAUUAACCCAAAGGGGUUUUCUUGCCCAAAGUCUGAAGUUUGUUGACAUACCAAUUGUUGAUCAUCAAACAUGUGCUGCUGCCUAUGAAAAGAAGCUGUAUCUAGGGGCAAAGGUAACUGACAACAUGCUUUGUGCUGGCGUAGAGAGUGGGGGCAAGGAUAGCUGUGGAGGCGACAGUGGAGGGGCAUUAGUGUUUCUCGACAAUGAGACACACAGGUGGUUUGUGGGAGGAAUAGUGUCCUGGGGCUCCAAUAAUUGUGGGGAAGCACAAGUGUAUGGGGUUUACACAAAAGUCAUUAACUAUAUUCCCUGGAUCAAGAAAAUAAUGAGUAACUUUUAGCCCUCACCGGUUUGGCUCAGUGGAUAGAGCGUCGGCCUGCGGACUCAAGGGUCCCAGGUUCGAUUCCAGUCAAGGGCAUGUACCUGGGUUGCGGGCACGUCCCCAGUGGGGAGUGUGCAG
Myotis lucifugus (little brown bat) is the source of this 2478-nucleotide messenger RNA. It is a transcript of the gene MASP2, whose product is annotated as mannan binding lectin serine peptidase 2. Lineage: Eukaryota; Metazoa; Chordata; Mammalia; Chiroptera; Vespertilionidae. The record is from RefSeq and is a predicted model, not a curated record. Gene Ontology annotation, cellular component: extracellular region. Gene Ontology annotation, biological process: complement activation, lectin pathway; proteolysis. The coding region runs from base 1 to 2358 and encodes 785 amino acids. Gene Ontology annotation, molecular function: serine-type endopeptidase activity. The transcript is spliced from 10 exons.